Messenger RNA from Gamsiella multidivaricata, 1229 nucleotides. RefSeq lists its product as uncharacterized. Bases 132 to 1061 code for a protein of 309 amino acids. NCBI's taxonomy places the organism in Eukaryota, Fungi, Mortierellomycota, Mortierellomycetes, Mortierellales, Mortierellaceae. The record is from RefSeq and is a predicted model, not a curated record. The transcript has 4 exons.
CACCAUCUUCAAUUUUUAUUUACCCCCGUAUUCGCGUGUUAGCCUUUACUUCACAACUCGACUUUGUCUGAUUCAAGCGAUUCAAGCGAUCCAAGUAGACCAAGGACAAAGGAAUUAGAAUCUGGAUCAGGAUGGAAUUUACAUUUACCCCAACAUCAACCAAACCACCUGCAGUCUCAUCUAGCACAGCAACAGGGUCAUCACCCCAAAUAGGCAUCACAACCAUUUCAGAGCAAAUGGUAGGAGCUGGAGUCAGGGCAGGUCAGCUCAACGAUUCUUCCUAUGGACGCGUAUCUUUGACAAAGGAACAUGGAGUAGGAAACACAACUCAAUGGCGCAAGCGGCUCAUCACACAGAUCGAAGACCGCAUCAAGGACAGACGGACAUCUAUUCACAAUGCUCGGCGGUCUGGCUUGCAAUCCAGAAGCAAUGCCCUGGACCCCAUAUCAUCGUUUGCACCCGUUCAAGCAGUCGUUGGAGAAUCAGUAUCGGAAAUUUCAGUCAUCGAUGAAGAAGAGGAGAGGCGUAUCGUUGCAGAGGUAUGGGAGACAUUUAAGGACGAAAACUUUGAAGCUCUUUCUCAAGCCUUCCAGGGAAUGACAGACAAAGAAAUCGAGGGAAUUGAACAAGACAUUCUCUUACAACGCUAUACACCGGAAUACGAUCCAACAUACGACAUGGUUGUCGACAUGGAGAUGCAAGUUAUGGACCAGACAAUCGACCGUUACAUGCGCCUAGAGAAAGCAUAUGAAACCAUUCCUCAGCAGGGCUCCGAUAUGGCUGCCACGAUAUCAUUAGCCAUCACUCUGCUCUCUAGAGGUCCGUGUGUCCGAUGUCGGUCUGGGCCGCUCGCGUUCGAGCCCACUGUUAGCCAAAGUCAAUCUGAAGGGAUCCGGUCCAGCUGCGCACUCUGCGGAUUUGUCCUAGAGAAAGAAGCGCUGCUCCACAUCGCCAACACUGCUAAGAGCCAUAGCGAUAAUUGUGCUGGACAGGUGCAGGUUGCUUUUGACGAGGAGAUGGGUCUUCUCCUCUUUUGCACACAAUGCGGUCUUCUUGCAUAGUCUCGAACAGCCAAUCAAUCAGGAGGAGAUAAGACUAAGAAAAAUGCCAAACAACAGCCAUUUGUGGCUGUGCCUGGCACUGAAACCGGAAUUAUAACAACUGCCCCCCUCCCUUCCAGCACAGGCACAAUUCCAUUGCAUUCACUUUUCACUCCGUUAUCCUCCUCC